AUGGCAUAUCCCACGCAAGACAACAAAGUCUUGCACAUCCCAACCGAUCUGUACAAUGCUCUCAAGGCUCAAUGUGGCAAUCCAGGUAUUAUGGAUUUGUCAAGUAAGGCAUCGCAAGAUUGGAAGAAGUUCUUUUCUACUGCACAAUUCGACGAAAUCCGCCUGCAGGACACGCAGAAGAACAUUGUCGUACCCAUCCAGGCACUCGGGGCUUUUCAACUCAGUGAUGAGAUGGUAGCCGCUAAGAAGGCCAUAAAGUGGGCUACCCUCAUUGUCGAGGCUCCUGUCCAGCAAGACGGCUCGCAUGCCAUCGGAUUCGACCCCCCUUCUCUACGGGAUAGCAUCUGUCCUGCUCUUCCAGAACACUUGGCAAUAGCUCUUCAGCAGCUGACUGGUCUCUAUGGACUGUGCAUUACUCUCAAACACUUCACCAACGAGCAGGUCUGUAACUUUGUGGGCGAGUUGGCCCACCGGCAUCGUCUUUGGCCCGAACUUCACUCACUGAGAAUCGAAGCUCCCCCUCGCCUGGCUAUGGGGCUGAUGAUGAAUCAAGUGAACCCCUUGAAGAUCAAACAUAUACAUAUAUGUGACGAUAUCGAGAGCAUGCGUUUCAACAAAACGCUUGGGAUCCGGCAGCUCGACAGUCACAAUACCAGUGAAAGGUCUGCUUAUGGUGCUAGUAUCAGUAGCCUUAACCCUACUAUUCUCCAGAAGAUCUCCGAGGCUGUUGAUGCUAGAAUUGAGGUGAGAUCGGCUCAGGUGAACAGUGAGAUUGCAGCCAGGGUGCAAGCCGCAGUUGAAACUCAGACUGCCCACCAACAUAUCAUAUUCGAACAAAAUGUUCAUCAAACGGCCCAAACCGAGAUGGAAUCUCAGCGAUCUCGGCUCCAGAGCUCGGUUACCCACGAUCUGUCAAACAAAAUCAAACCAAUGAUUACCUCUACGACGAAGGAGCUCAAGGUUAUGAUAUCCGAAACGACGAAAGCCAGCGUCGCAUCUGAGUUGGAUUCUCAGAAACCUGAAAUCGAGAAGAUGGUCGCAGAACUGGUCCAAGCCGCCAUCGAUUCCAAGAUGAGUUCUUGCAUAUCUGACAUUGAAGGCGUGAUCAUCCGUUGCAUAGGCGACAAAGUCAAAAAGGAACUGGAAUCAAAGCUCCUUGAUUUCGACAGUCAGAUCGCUGAAAGGAUACGCAAGGCUACAGACAAAGUGAAGACUCUACUGGCCCCCCUGGACCACUCGUUUACGCACAUGGAACAUAUCUCGGAGCCUGCUACUGACACGUCCGAAAUUGAUUCUGCCCAGGUCAAGCAAGAGCCUGUUGCCUCGAAUGGGGGAGGAGUUUCUGCUGGACAAGACGUCCCCUUUCUGCCUUCUCAACAAACCACCAGACUUACAGAGAGUGUGUCCAGCCUCCAAAACGAGCUUGGUGGCACGGCCGGCCAAGCACCAUAUUGCGCCAGCACUCCGUCUGGCAAUGAAGCUAGCAAAGGCCAGUCUACUACUGGGACGAAGAGGUCAGCUAUCCAAAGUCUGUUUCCUGGCACGCCCAAACACAGAUUUGGGCAUCGAACGAAAAGAUUCUCGGGAGAAUAG
Fusarium sp. VM40 is the source of this 1593-nucleotide messenger RNA. The record is from the annotation of a GenBank genome assembly. Lineage: Eukaryota; Fungi; Ascomycota; Sordariomycetes; Hypocreales; Nectriaceae.